CCUUGGAAAGGAAAUUCUGCUUUAUCUAUUUGCUUAGAUUGGACUCUCGCGAAAAGCCGAGCAAAUAUCUCACAAUGUCCACCUUCCGAGACAAUCAAGCAUCCGAAUCUGGACCUUCUGUGGACUAUCCAGAUCCCAAUGCUGCUCCGGAACAUGUGGCCCGCUCUACUGCAUCAAACCACUCAGACUUCCAGCAGGAAGCAUUUAGCUGCGGGCUAUGUGAGAAGAAUUUCAACCGAAGGGAAAAUCUUAGUCGACAUUUGAAAACGCAUAACACACCUUCUCAUUGUUGCUCAAUAUGUGGCAAAGGCUUCACAAGAAGCGAUCUCCUGAAGCGUCAUGAAGCAGGCCAUGAAAGAUGGGAUCGUGCUACAGCGAAGACAAGACGCCGACCUGUCAAAAGAAGGAAGCAGAAUGAGGACGACAUCCGGGAUGCCAAUUCCGCUCUCCCCGAUUUCAUUGCUGUUGAAAGUGGUGACCUGCUACAGCAUGACUCUGCUCUUGAUCCUACUAUAGGCCGCCAUUCGGACUUGGAUAUAGAAACCUAUCAGGAUAUUUCGCCGACGCCUCACGUGCAACACCCGCAAAAUCAUCUGGCACCGCCCGUUGACUCAGUCCAGGACAUGCAAAGGAUUCAUGAUGACUUUUCCGACUUCCCAUAUGACGUUGAUAUGCCAUUUGAACCGUUCGAUUUCUCAUCUUUCCUCAUACCCCAGGAUAUAACGCCUCUUGGUCAUGAGUGGUUCUCCUUUGAUUUCUACUCCGCUAUGCGCGAGACUGGUAACGAAUUGGGAGGAAUAAGCGGCAUUGGUCCAAGUUUAGCAUCUGCAGAGACAUGGGGUUUUGCUGACCCGCCGAGAGAGCAAGGAGCUGCUGAGCAACGGAGAAGAUCAUACCAAGGAUUUCACCAAGAUGGACCAAUUAGCCGAAUUUCUUCACCUCCUAAUGAGGCAUCUGAAGAGGAUAAAUGGCCUUUCCAGUGGAAUCCAAAUUCUCAACAGAUAUUAUCCGCACAUCCAAUUUCCGUCCCAGGCAGUCACCCACUGUUUCACGCUCAUGAUCCUAGGUUCGAUAUUUCAGAGGCAACACUCUCACAAUUGGAGUCCUUCCUCUAUCCACAGUUCACAGAACAUCCUUCUACGAGAAAAUCCUUCGUCCUGCCACCGCUCAAUGUGGUAAAUCUCUUCAUCGGAUUAUUUUUUAAGCAUUUCUCUCCACAGAUGCCCGUCCUCCACCACGCAACUAUCAACACCAACAAGGAUCUGCCACCACCCCUCAUCGCCGCCAUGAUUAUCAUUGGUGCCAUUUAUAGCCGUCUAAAGCACACCCGUAGGUUCGCUAUAGUGCUUCUCGAUGCUACUCGCUGGCAUCUUCAAGUCGCAGUAGAAUGCAACAAUGCAUUCAUGCGCAGUCCCAUGAUAAUUUACGCCCAGGCUCUGAUUGUACACACAGGAUUAUGGUGUGGGAACAAGCGAGCCUUUGAGCUUGCAGAGGUGGGAAGAGGUGCACUUGUAACAUACAUUCGGCGCAUCAAAUUUGGAGAGCUAUUACCUGUAACGACCACUCAAGCAACAAUAGCCUCAACUUUAGACUCAGCUUGGAGACAAUGGGUGCAAGAGGAGUCUCAGAAGAGGCUCGCCUGGGUAGUUUACACAAUUGAUUCUCAGUUUCCCGGUCUAUUGAACCUGCCGCCAACUAUAUCAGUCGGCGAAGUCAGAGACCUAGGCUGUCCAUGUGACGAGGAGUUUUGGGCAGCGGGGUCAGCGAGAAGUUGGAAGCAUUUGCUAGGUCCAGCAACUGUGCCACCUUCGAGGUCAUUUUCUGCUGCUGUCGGUCCAUUCGUGCUUGGUGAUGAUGUGGGGCACAAAAGUAGCAACUCAACGACAUCCCAGGGGCAAUCCCAAGGGCACCUGCCAGUCUUGAACCUCAAUCCAUGGAGUGCUUUUCUUGUUCUCACUACGAUCACACCACAGAUACAUCAGAUUACACAAGAAUAUGCGAUUUCUAGGAAUCUUAUCGACCACGACGAGUGGUCUCUGAACGAAGCAGAUCUCCACGAUCAGGCCAAGUGUGGUUCCUCAGGUCGCCUUCUCAACACCACAUCUCGAUCUCAGAUGGAAGAUUCACUCCAGUCUUUUGCCUCAUCCUACCUUUCAUCGCACCAUCCUAUCCGCGAUGCCUCAACCGAAUACUUUACCCGCUCAUCUCACAUACUUCACAGACUAAGCACCAUACUCCUUUACAUUCCACUCCCAGACCUUCAAAACGCAAUCGGCAAAGAUGGCACAGUCGGUAUUACCCAGGCCAUGAGCAGCCUCUCAUCCUGGGCCCGCCCAUCCUCUUUGAAAACAGAACAAGUCGCGCAACGUGCUGUCCAAGCUAUCAUGUUUCUCAGCCCAUCAGAUAAUGGCGGCCAGAUCGGCUACCUAGACACUGCACCAUACAGUCUCAUCGCUAUUUUCCUGUGCCAUGUCAUCCUCUGGGUAUUCGUAAGUGUUUCAGCGAAGGAGCAAAGGGCCCAGCUGCUUCGACGGCUAGAGCUGGAUGAAGAUCUGAGGAAUAGCUCGUUCAUUUCGCUGUUGAGGACUGAUGCAGAAAUAGCGAGGGUGACGGGAAGGUGCAGCAGAAGGUGUUGUUUAGAAGUGGGGCGGAGAUGCUGACUAGGUUGGGCACCUGGGGUGCGAGUCUGAAUUUGGCGUUGCUGAUGCAAAGACGAGCGGAGAUGUAAGUCUGCCAUGGGCUCAGGUCUCUGGAUUCUGCUAUCAUCUCAAGAAAGGGAACGACUGGAUUGAGUAGGUGCAUAAUCAGCAGUGUUGCAAUGUAGACCAUGAACUAGUCGAAGGGAAGAAGGCAAUCCGACUCUGUUGGAGGGGUGUAAAGGAUGCAAGCAGCUGUUCUUGGUUUACAAUAUUGGGUUUCCAAAUGCUUGAUGCAGUACUAUAAAGGAAGCGCGCGUAUAUUCUCAACCAGUCCAGUCUUGGCCGUCGACAUUCAGCCAGUUUGAAUGUACUUGUCGUUUUAUUCGCUUCGGUUGAGUAAGCUUCGCGUGAGUGGCCCAGAUAUGGAAGGCUGCACAGCUGCAUCUUCGCACCCAUUCCCAGUCUCUCAUUUGGUAAACUACGAAAUGUUGGUGGUUAGGUAUGGUUGAGAGUGAACUACGGCUCAGCAUACUGUUGUAUCGCCGAGUUUACGCAUGUUUGGGGGAUGGAGUUCAAUUACAUGAGAUUGGCUACCCAACACGCGUACGAGAUACAGUACAUAGCCGCCAGUAAAAUCUAUCUACGACUGGGAUUAAGUACACACGAGUCCAAAACUCGGCAGGAAGUGAAAUUUGGUCGAGUGAUAUCAUUACAGCCUCGCACUUGUCAUCUUACUAAUUGGAGUUCCAAUCUUGGUCCCUCUCAGACGGUGGUGUUCGACAAUAGCAAACCGUAUCUUGUCUACCCACGUACCAUCAGCUCCUACGACGUGCGUCCACUCCCCGGGCUGAUGAUGAACGCACCACCAUAUGGACAGGCUUUUUGAAACUUCGGAUCCACCGUCAUAAACCUAAUCCUAUCCUUCGUCGGCUAUAUCACGUCGCUCCAUUAUCACACCCCUUGGGCUGUGCUUGUUGCUCCCACUUCUUCGGCACUGCUUUAGUCUCAUCGACGUUCUAACCUCAGCUUUACGCCGCUCACAUUUUCUUGAACAUGAAAGCCUCUUGAUAUCCUCGUUGUUCCUGGUGGCAUAGGAAAAUUCGAAUUAGCUCAAGAAAUGACACAUGUUUGGAUUA
This is a messenger RNA of Cadophora gregata, 3775 nucleotides long. RefSeq lists its product as uncharacterized. Gene Ontology annotation, cellular component: chromatin. Gene Ontology annotation, molecular function: DNA-binding transcription factor activity, RNA polymerase II-specific; RNA polymerase II cis-regulatory region sequence-specific DNA binding; zinc ion binding. Gene Ontology annotation, biological process: DNA-templated transcription; regulation of transcription by RNA polymerase II. Lineage: Eukaryota; Fungi; Ascomycota; Leotiomycetes; Helotiales; Ploettnerulaceae. Bases 75 to 2660 code for a protein of 861 amino acids. The record is from RefSeq and is a predicted model, not a curated record. The transcript is spliced from 3 exons.